Postia placenta MAD-698-R-SB12 is the source of this 153-nucleotide messenger RNA. RefSeq lists its product as hypothetical. NCBI's taxonomy places the organism in Eukaryota, Fungi, Basidiomycota, Agaricomycetes, Polyporales, Adustoporiaceae. The annotation marks the transcript as partial. The transcript has a single exon. The record is from RefSeq and is a predicted model, not a curated record.
GACUUUACGGAGAAGGUACAUUCCGAGGUGGUGAAGCGACGUGCGAAAGAACAGCGGAGGUAUCACUCGAAAAAGGGAGCGCUGCGCGUAGGACGACCAAAGGGCAGCAAAGCCAAGCAAGACGUCAGGCUGAAGCUGGACACUGGAGGAUGG